AGCGCGAAUUUCAAACACUUCAUCGUCUAAAUACUAUUUUGGCAUUAUAGCUGAUGUCAGUUCGUGAUGAAAACCCGAAGAAAAAUUCCUAACUCUAACCAUCAACUGUAAAUCAUAAUUCUAAUUACUCACACAGGUUUAUAACCCUUAUCUAGUCCUAGUUAGUAGGUUGACAUUUUCAAGGUCACUUUAACCUUGCUCAAAGGACAACCAUUAAUUACCGUAUCACGUAUAACAUGCAUUCAUAUCUCAGUAUGUCUUUUGAUUCCUCAUAGAUUUGUACCGAAAAAUUCUGAGUUGGUCUAUGUGAUGGUAAUGUAUCGACAAUGGGUUCCAAAAAGGGCUUGAUGAUGAUACACUAAUGUAAUCCAGCUCACGUAAAUAAGAAUUCUAACUGCUUUGCAACCCUUGUUUAGUCCUUAUUCGUAGGUUACCACUCUUACGAUCGGUUCAGGGUUGCACCAAAGUUGUCCGUGAAUUAUGGUUCUACCUAAACUCAUGAUUCUUGAUCUAAAACGAAAUUUCAGUGUACCUCUCGAAAUCAUAAACUUGAGAUCGCACAAUAACGUCAUGCAUUUCGAGUUAUAAAGCGAUGAAUAAAUUGUUCAGAAACCACUUCUGUUACGUGUGUGUGUGUGCUGUAUGCUGUAUCGUAAUCGACAAUAAUAACGUUAGAUAUUGUCGAUAACCUUGAGAACUUUCAGUGAUUGAUCGUAAAAUUUCGAUCUAAAUACAUAACAGAUAACAUGCAGUCAGAUCACGGUAUGUCAUUUGUUUCCUCAUAGAUUUGUACCGAAAAAUUCUGAGUUGGUCUAUGUGAUGGAAAUGUAUCGACAAUGGGUUCCAAAAAGGGCUUGAUGAUGAUACACUAAUGUAAUCCAGCUCAUGUAAAUGUUGGAUUGAUAGAAUGAUUCAGUAACACAGGGAUUCGUAUUUAUUGUUUUGUCUACAUCUCGCCAAUUCGAUUGGUCUUGUUCCGUACUCAGUUACUGUAAAAGUCAAAUGAAAAUUACUGUAAUUACAUGCCGAUAUGGCUGAUACACUUAUGCCGCUACCUGUUAGUUUUAUCAUUGUACUAUCUUUAAUUAACUGAAUAACUAUUUUGUUUGGCUUCGUUGACUGUUCUUGAGGUCGUUAAUUACCAAGAACUAAAUAGGCGUAUUUACAUCAGCUAUAUAUCACAAACAUCGGGAGUAUAUCCAAUGAAUUAAUAAAUUAAGAAAGCUGAAAUUGUUUAGAAUUUCCACCCAUUUCUCAAUAUAGGUGAUAUAAUGCAGGAGAAACUAGUUUGUCAAUAAUCUCAGCGUAGAACUCGAUACGGUUGUGUGUUGAUUCUUGUUAUCAAACUUCAUAUCAGUCCAGUAAGUUCAAUAAACAAAGAUAAAAACCACGUGGUAAAAAUGUCAUCACCGGAAGUUUUAUAAAAGUAAACAUCGGAACAGCGGUCUAAGAGAACGAAUAAAAUCCAACUAGAAAUCUGUUUAACACUGGAUUUUCAGGUCUAAUUAAUGAUUUACUAGAAUUCAAGACACUUUUCAACAAUUUCUCUGUUGUUUAAAGUAACACCAGCUUCUGUGAGAUCUUUUUUCUUCGUUUUAAGACUUUGACGGAAACUUGGUGGCGCUUGUGAAUUAAACCCUCAAAUGAAGUAAAAUCUUAGUGCAUUGAAUAACUUUUAUCUGUUUACUACCAAUUUUGUUUGUAAAUAUUCUGAUGUAAUGAGCUAUGUUAUGCUUCUGUAGCAGUAAAGUUUGCCAUAUGGACUAAUUUCUGGUGGUUUUGUUUUAUGAGUUAGGUGAUUUGACUGUCGAUUUUUAGUUGUUAUUCUGGACAAAAUCUUAAACCCCUACUCCACGUAGAAGUGAGAUUUCUGGUUGUUCCACAAACACUACAUCUAUCUGUUCCCAUGGCCAUGUUUAUUACUUGGUACCUUCGUACACUUUGUCACCUUCAUUUGUCGUUGUAUUCGUAUCGACUGUCUUUGCUGGUUGAAAUCUAACACUAUGAUUAAUUGGCCUAUUUCAUGUAGGUUUGUAGAUUGGGUGGACAUCAAUGCACUUGUUUAUUCCCAACGGACUUAAGUGUUUUCCCCAUGGAGGUUCCCUGGCCGUCUUGGGAUUUCUCUUGCAGAUAGUUUCGAAUUUUCUCUAGUUAAACUCACGUCCAUGGUUGUCUACAUAUGUCGAUAUCAGUGACACCAUAUCACUUCUCUCUAUUGCUGAUCCGUGUUCAUUUAUGGAUAGAUGAGGAGGACGUUCAACUUGUUCAGUGUGAUAGGUCCCGUAGUUGGUGCAAUUUAUUUUGUAAAUGAUGUCUCAUUUCUCUUCUUUUGUUGUUGCCUUUUGGUCUGUAUAGAAUGAAAUAGAGUGGUUGCAUUGGUUUGUGGGCGACGGUUAUUCCAAAGAGCUUUAGAGCCCUUGUGAUGAUUUCUGAGAUGAGUUUCGCACAUCGUAGGGCGAUCUGUUUCUUGGUUGCCAGAGUUGUUUUUUUACUUCUGUGAUUAGUGUCUGGACAUAAUUCGUUUUGUAUGCUGUUGUAGCUUUUAAUACUUGCUUUGUGUACCUUAGUUUUUUCCAUACUUGUUUUUUACGUCCCUCUGUUUACUCUGUUGCCUAAAAUAUCAAAGAACAAGAUCCUGUCUUCUGUUUCUUUAAUUGUAAAUUUGCUGUAGUUGUUAACGUCGACCAACUUACGAAUAUUUGCAAGUGAUCUCUCUUCAGGAUGACUAACAUGUCACCCGCGUAACCUCUUCUAAAUUGAUGUGGUAAUCAUAAAACUAAACAGGAUGUACCUGAAUCCUAGAGUGUGUUGUUUACCUGUAUGUUUACUCAUAUGGCUAACCCACUAACAUCUUAAGAGUUGAACUUAGAACUUAGUGGGUGAUUGUUGUAGAUACUGUCUAUAGAGCUCUCGAUUACUCAAGAGAUGAAAUCUUGGGUUGAAGUGGAGAUACGUUAUCAAACAUGCUCAUGAUUACUACCAGUGUCACCAAUUCCGGGGGUAGAUCUAUAUAGUAAUACUGUGGCGCUGUCGAUCGUCUACUUAAUAAUGUGUACUUUUUCAAUAAAUUUGUGACUACAUUUUAUAAAGCCAGCUCAACAAACAAUGAAGUUUAUGGAAUACAUUUUUCCUCUCUUUUGCUUCGAUACUUUAUAGAAACAGUAUGGGAAAAUUACAAAACUGGACAUUUAGGCGAAGAAAUGUCUGACAUGAAUGCAUGAAGUCUCAUAACGUUAUACACUAGCUCGAAUCUUGAAAUUAAAGAAGUGUUCACGUGAUCUAAUAGAUCAUCUUGUUUUAUCAUUUUGAGCUUAUCUCUAGAAACUUAGGGAAGGUCUACAUCCAUCUAAGUUAUAACCUUGGUUCGUAUAACCAGAUAUACAUAUAUCUUUGGUGUUUUUCUUUGUUUAUCAGCAAACAUCUACAAUAUAUCUGUUUUCUAUUUUUCAACCCACCAGUUUACUUGAGCGUGUGAUAUUAAGAUAUUAUCGUGCAGUCUUUGGUUCUUAUGAACCAUGUUGAUCCCUGAAGACCAAAUAUGGAUGGUCGUUGUUGGUUUCAUAAUAGCUUUUAUUCUUGCUUUUGGAAUUGGUGCAAAUGAUGUGGCAAAUUCAUUCGGGACUAGUGUUGGGGCCAAAGUAUUAACACUGAAACAAGCUUGUAUUCUUGCUACAAUCUGUGAAUUAAGCGGUUCUGUUCUUUUAGGUAAAUUUAGUUUGGUUAUAUAUACGUGCGUGCUUCUUCAGGUGCUAAAGUUUCCAAUACCAUACGGAAAGGUAUUGUUAGUGUCGAACUUUUUCAAACCAUCGACAACGGGCAUGUACUCUUGAUGGCCGGACAGGUUGCUGCUCUGGGUGGUAGGUCUAUGAAAAUAGUAUUUUUUUCACUAUAUAAUUUUUUUCUGGAUUUCAAAAGUAAUCAACUACAUUUAAUCUCUGGUGCUAACAGUUAUACAUGAAUUAAAUAAAACUGAUAAGAUAAUAAUUCUCCUAGUGAUAAUGAGCUAUUUUACUUUAUGUAUAUCAACGUUCGCUCGACCAUAGCUGCUAUCGAUGUGGUGGUCGGACUUGCCUAUCGUGAUGAUUCUACUGAACUAUGUCGGGGUAAGCACUUGUUUCUUUAGGUGCUGCCACACCAGGGAGGUCGGUUGGAAGACGGUAAUGCUAAAAGCAGCAACUUAAGGCCCGCAGGCCAGAUCGUACUGCUGACUGUAGUGGAGUGUGGGUGCAGUAAGGUGUUUUGUUCGGACAAUCAGCAUCUGCAUCCGGCGGUAAGGCGUUUUGAAGUGCGAAGCAAACUCAUCAAAACGUCCCAUAUAAAGCACGUGCGCAACUGGCCUUAAGCAGUUGUCCUUUGGGCUCUGUGGUCACACUCCUAGUUCGCCAAGACCACCACUAAUUCAACAUCCUUUUCAGGUCCCUCAAGAAGAAAUAUCCUUCUGCGGUGUGGGCAACCGGGAAGUGACAACCAUUCUAAUACUACUAUCAGCACCCGAGGUCAUCGUAUUGACGAUGGAACCACUCCUUUAUCUCCUAAUAAUUCUUUCAUCCCAAUGAAUAACCCUUCUAACUUAUCUUUAUCACCACGUGCCACUAACAUUAAUGAUUUGAGUUCACGAAAUGUUAUUUCUGGUCUCUUGAAACUAUGCUCUAAACUAUAUGUUGGAGCUUUUAAUAUUCGAACCUUGUGUCGGAUGACACAACAUGCUCCUUUAGCUAAAAUCCUAGAGUCUCGCGCUAUCAACGUGUAAUGCGUCUCCGAAACGCUCAUACAGGGUCCAAGUACAGUCAUUCAUUUGACCUCACCUUGUCAGUAUAAAGAAUCGGGACGAUUUGCUCUAAAAGUGACUGGAGACCCCACUGCUAGUUCCCGUGACCUCGCUGGUGUAGGUUUAGCAUUAAAUUCCAACUUAAAACAGGCUUCCCUAGACGGGACUCGAAUAAACAGUCGCUUGUGUGCUGUCCAGCUAAACGGGACAGGAAGAACUCGAUAACCUCAUAGAUGAUAUCAUCAUCACACUAAUAAAGUUGUAAGUUCGAUUUCGGACCAAACGCAUCCUGCAAAUCUGGACAGACGGUGUACAUCUCGAACUCUAUGGGUGUGAUAAACGGACAAAGUGGCUGACUUAGUAGAUGAGGAACUCAAACGACUUAAUCUCUAAUCCGAUGCAUUCAUCAUCACCGGUACAGCAGUGACAUGGACAUGCUCAGAUCGCAUUAUCCUAUAUGUACUUUGUCUUCGUGUCAACUCUGCUCACUUAUCGUUUUGAUGGAUCGUCCCAUUAUGACUAUAAUUAUCAUAUUCUCAUGAUUACAUUAAUGUCAUAUCAUCACCUAACGUGGAAUUAUUAUUUUUGUUCGUGCUGACAUUGGAUUAUGACAUAUACACAAUCAUAUCACUCACCGAAGAAAUUAUAAUUUUAUGAACAUUCCAUUCACGUUAUAACAUUUGAAACUCAUUGGACUGUUUUCUAUUAUUCAAUAACGUAAAACUUUCCUGUCUUGAGUGAGUCCGCUCAAUUUUUUUUCGUGCCAUUUCCGCCCUAUUUUUACACACAUUUACUUAGGCGAGAUCAUUUUAAUGCUAUACCAAACAUUUUUCAUUUCGAUAUCAUUUGUUAUGUCUGUGGAUGCCUUUAAUUCUGAUAAGCUUUUUGCUAGGAUAUCUCAUCUUUAUUUUGUUCUGGGUCAAUUAUCGCAUCAAUGACUUGGUUAUUAUCUUUCAUUUUUGCGGAUAUAUGGCUGUCACAUGUCAUAUAUUUCCGAUAUAUUUACUACCUGCUCAUACAUCAGACAACUUGCAACCUACUUAUUCUCACGGUAUAUUCCUCUGUCAUACCCAUGAACGAUUUAUCACUCUGUUUUCACGAUAUUUUGAAUCGCUCAUACGAACGUGUCAUUUAAUCAUUCAAAGUCACGAAAUAAAUGUAUGUUAAUUUUUUGUACGCUUGAUAAUUUGCUCAUAAUCGCAUGCUAACAUUCCAUUUUUUCCCCAUCUUUACAAUAUUCAUGUACUUUUUUACAUAAGUGUGACAAUACAUUCACUCCUUACGCGACACUACUCUAUCAGAUACAGUACAAUUUUUGUUCGCUAGUUAUUGUUUACGUUAACUGCACACAUCUUCUGUGUUAAUUUCGAAAACAGACAUUUUAAGGUUAAUUCGCUAUUUUCUACAGGGGGCUUUGACGUGGCUGGCACUAUGUCAAGCCCAUAUAGUUUAUUCUAGCUUUCGGACAGGCCAAUUCAUUCAUUCUCCUUGAGUCACAUUUUUGACUUUGUUAAUUAUUCGCUUAUCAACCUUGACCGUUUUUAUGUAAGCGUAUGUGUGUGCGUUUGUUAUUCGACUCAUCACAUGUCUGUAACCUGUUUUUUGUCUGACUAGAAAUAUUGAGUAACUCUUGAUUCAGUUGAUUUGAUUGACAUGUCUUCUCCGGUUCGUUUUGUUUCACUCUCUCCUCUUCUCUUCCUUCGCUCCGUCUUUCUGAUUGUCUAUUCCGAUCAAUGAUUGUACAAAAUAUACUUAUUCAAAACUCAUUCUUGUAUUUGUCUUACUUUAAUUCCGUUAUUCACUAACGCGAGUUAAGUCGAGGAUUGGCAACACGUAUAUAUCUCGAUAACAAUCAGAAACGAUCUAACUGGAGUUAGAUAUAAUGCCACUAGAAGUGUAUUUUGAGAUCACGGAAUAUUCAAUGUCUGGGUUAGGAAUAGAGUACUAGGCAAAGAUAGGAAACCGAUUGAUUAUCUAAUAAAUCUACAUCAACUGAGGUGUUUGGGACAUGUGUUGCGUAUGCCCAACCACCGCCUACCUCGACAGUCGAUGUUUUCUGGUGCAGGAGUAGGCUGGAGGGAAGCUAUGGGGCAGCCAAACCAAAACAUGACAUCAAUCCAUGGAGUCACUGACAACUGGAUUUAACUAGUGUUAAUAAGUACUACCUGGUCGACGGUUACAUGAUUAUCGUAAUCAAUGGUUGGAGACGUUGAAUGACAUGGCUCUAAAUCGUUUGGAACGGCUCAGGUGCAUCCAUUCUUUGUCGUUAUUCUGCUAAUUUAUAUUUUCUUUUCGAGUCAUAUCUUCGAUGUCCAAUAUUGCCUAUUACCACUGAUACUGUUACUACCUCUACUAUUUUAGGAUCUGGCCUGACAACAACUUCAUCUUUCUGUGCUAUUCGGGUAUGGCAACUUGAACCGAUGUACAUGCGUAUAGGUUCUACGUUGUGAUUGACUAAUAUCAACUGUUAAAUUACAGUUGUUACCAAACUGUUUAAUGUCUUUUGCACAAUAAAACAUUUGAGGGCAACUUUAAAAAUCUUAAAUACUUAGUCAGUUUUAAAAGGAGAUUUUAUUAUUCCAAAACAAUGACGUACUUAUUACAAUAUUGAUAAAAUAAUUGUCAAGUUAUUUGUUAGUUUUUAUUCUAUGUUUGAGUGAAAUUGUGUGCAGAAUCCAACGUAGUUCUUGUGAUUAUAGUUUUAAUGUCAAGUUGGCACAUUUAUACUCCAUGUUCUUAACAAAUAUUUACUUCUCUCAAGGUGAUUGCUAAUUUCCUGUUAAAAUAAUCUUUGUUGUAAAAUAAUUUGUGACUUAUCAAAAUUUAUUAUUGGUUGCAUUUGUGAUAGGCAUAUUUUUUAAUGCUAUUUAUUUUUAUUGAAUAAAAACGAACCCAUUAGAUAUUUGUAUACUUGUUUAGCAAAUGUUAUGUUUGCUUAAAGCCUGUAAUAUUGGGUCUAAUGAACUCAUGACAAGCAGUUAAAUGUAUACACUGUUAUUAUGUAUUAUUCAAUUUGGGAUUAACUCUAACAUUUUGAGAUUAUUUCAGGUUCUUGUAUUUGGCUUUUGGUUGCUACAUUCUUCCGUCUUCCAGUCUCUGGCACACAUAGUAUUGUAGGUGCAACGAUGGGUUUUAGUCUUGUUGUUUUUGGACUCAAUGCUAUUCAAUGGAAAGGACUACUCAAAAUUGUUGGAUCAUGGUUUCUCUCACCUCUUCUAAGCGGUUUGGCAUCUAUCGGAGUAUUUUUCCUGAUGCGUUUUAUGGUGCUGAGAAAAGAAGAUCCUCUUGAACCUGCACUUAAACUUAUUCCAGGUUUUUUCGGCACAGUGGUUCUGGUCAAUAGUUUUUCAAUAUUUUACGAAGGACCUUCAUUGCUGAAAUUCGAUAGGAUACCCCUUUAUGGAAUAUUUAUAAUUAGCUGUGGUUUAGGUAUUAUCACUGUUCUACUUGUGAAGUUUGUUUGGGUACCUUUGGUUCGUCGACAUAUUUUAACUGGAGAAUCGAGUAGACAUAUUUUAAAAGGCUAUUGUUCCCGUAAGAGCAAAAAGAAAUUGUCUGUCGUUGUAGACGAUAAGUAUCAAUCUGUUAAGGAUAAUAAAUCUUCCAAACUUUCAAGCAGUAAUCAUGAAUCGAUUGAUAUGGAUACGUAUAUACCUCGUGCAGAGGGAGAGGCUGUGGUUGGAUUUCGAAACAAUGUUGCCAGAGGAAAUACAGAUGACAAAGACAAACUUGGACGAGUUACUAAUGAAAAUAAUGGUGUAUUGCAGGGAUUAGAAAAUCAAAAUAAAGUUUCAAUUCAUUUCGAAGUGAAACCAAGUAAUCCAGAUGAAACAGUUUAUAAAAGAAGUCAGUUAAAUAAGGUUUUGGAUUAUUCACCAAAUGAUCAAAAUGCCAUCACGGAUGGUAGUCAUAAUUUAACUAAUGGUAAAAUGAAUGUAUCAUUUCCUCCUAACCUGUCUACAAUUGGUGAAGAACCAGAUCCUAUCGAUUCAGUUAAAGAUCGUCCUGCUGAAGCUCAAGUUUUCUCUUCUUUACAAAUUUUAACAGCUGUUUUUGGAUCAUUUGCUCAUGGUGGUAAUGAUGUAAGUAAUGCUAUCGGGCCGUUGAUUGGUUUAUGGCUUAUUGCCACAACACAAUCAGUUGACUCAUCGAAAACUACAGAUAUUUGGAUUUUGGUUUAUGGUGGUGUUGGUAUAUCAGUUGGUCUUUGGAUAUGGGGUAGACGAGUUAUUCAAACAUUAGGUGAAGAUCUGACGAAAAUAUCACCUUCCAGUGGUGUUUGUAUUGAAAUUGGUUCAGCCCUAACUGUAUUAAUUGCUAGUAAAAUUGGUCUGCCAAUAUCAACUACACAUUGUAAAGUUGGUUCAGUCGUAUUUGUUGGACGUGCACGUUCUAGAGACAAUGUUAAUUGGGGUAUAUUUCGUAAUAUUCUAGCUGCAUGGUUGGUAACUUUACCGGCUGCUGGUGCUAUCUCUGCUUUACUCAUGUAUAUAUUUACAUUUGUAGUAUGAAUUUAGUUUAUUAUUAUUAUUAUAUUAUUAUUAUUAUUAAUAAAUAUUUUAUGAUUAAAAAAUCUGUUUUUAUAAGUAAAGAGAACGAACAGAAUAAACUAAAUCUCAC
This is a messenger RNA of Schistosoma bovis, 9388 nucleotides long. The record is from the annotation of a GenBank genome assembly. Lineage: Eukaryota; Metazoa; Platyhelminthes; Trematoda; Strigeidida; Schistosomatidae.